Molecule: messenger RNA, 840 nt
Organism: Anarrhichthys ocellatus (wolf-eel)
Lineage: Eukaryota; Metazoa; Chordata; Actinopteri; Perciformes; Anarhichadidae
Product: cathepsin S-like
Exons: 7
Coding region: 1-840 (279 amino acids)
Biological process (GO): proteolysis
Molecular function (GO): cysteine-type peptidase activity
Source: RefSeq, a predicted model, not a curated record
AUGUUUGGAAGCUUGCGUCUCACCGUUAUUGAGGAGUCUGGUCGCAGGCGGAUAUGGGAAGAGAACUUGGAAAUGAUUGAUGUCCAUAACCUUGAAGCCUCUCUGGGCUUGCACACCUAUGAGCUGGCAAUGAACCACCUGGGAGAUCUGACAACUGAGGAGAUCACUGGCAUGCUGAUGGGCACCACUGUGCCUUCUGACCUGGAGAGGGGUCCUUCAAACUUUGUCAGGCUCAACACCUCUCUACCAGCGUCACUGGACUGGAGGGAUAAAGGCCUGGUAACUGAGGUCAAAAUGCAGGCCUUCAGUGCAGUUGGAGCUCUGGAAGGGCAACUCAAUAAGUCUACAGGCGUCCUGGUAUCCCUCAGUCCUCAGAACCUGGUGGAUUGUUCUGUGAAAGGCGGCAACGCAGGGUGUAAAGGUGGCUUCAUGUCAAAGGCCUUCCACUACGUCAUUACAAACCAAGGCAUAGAUUCUGACGCAGGCUACCCCUAUGUCGGCAAGGUGAGCUUCAAAGACGACUACGCCUUCAUACCGGAGGGGGAUGAGGUUGCAUUGAGGGAAGCUCUGGCUAGCAUCGGCCCCAUCGCUGUAGCUAUUGAUGCCUCCAAGUCAAAGUUCGUCUUCUACCGUCAUGGUGUGUACAGGGACCACACAUGCACCCACAAGGUGAACCAUGGAGUGCUGGUUGUGGGCUACGGCACUGAGAGACAGUACGACUACUGGCUGGUCAAAAACAGUUGGGGCGUGAAGUACGGGGAUGAAGGCUACAUCAAGAUGGCUCGAAACCGACACAGCCAGUGUGGCAUCGCUCGCUAUGCUUGUUACCCCAUCAUGUGA